Messenger RNA from Quercus lobata, 2970 nucleotides. Its product is annotated as pentatricopeptide repeat-containing protein At5g39350-like. The record is from RefSeq and is a predicted model, not a curated record. Bases 336 to 2354 code for a protein of 672 amino acids. Gene Ontology annotation, molecular function: RNA binding; protein binding. NCBI's taxonomy places the organism in Eukaryota, Viridiplantae, Streptophyta, Magnoliopsida, Fagales, Fagaceae. Gene Ontology annotation, biological process: RNA modification. The transcript has a single exon.
UAUUUCAAAUGCCUGACCCACUAGCGUGAUUUCAUUGCAUUCUUCUUUAUGCGUUCACUCCCUCGCUACUAGCACUGCUUCUCCUUCUUCACCUCAUCUUUCAUCUUCUUUCUUCUUUGUUUUUAAUCUCACCGAGCCAAGCGGUGCGGCCGGUGGCUCAUUAAAUUUAUUGUUUCAUCGUCAAAGAUCAGAUCACCGGAAUGGCGGUUUAGGCCGGCACUGGAGCGAUACGGAACAAAGAGUUCUGUUGUACCGGAACGGAAUUCAAAACUUUGAUUCUAUCAUUUUUAAAGUUAAAGUGGCUCAUAAUCAUAAUUUGAAUUGAUGAAUGGCACAUGACAUCUCAAGCUCUCUCAAAAACCAAACACCUUCUCACUAUUACCGCAGCAGCCCAGUGCGAGUCACUCUUGCGAAGCUAUGCGGCCAUUCGCUCACUCACAAAAACCAAACAACUCCAUGCCCACACCAUCACCUCUGGCCUACUCUCCACCCACCUUCGCUCAAACCUCUCCACAGCCUAUGCUCUAUGUGGCCACGUCCCCCAUGCGCGUAAACUGUUCGACGAAAUGCCUCACCGAACCUCAUUUUUGUAUAACAUCUUCAUAAGAAUGUACAUAAAAAAAGGUGUUCCCUUUGAUGCACUUAGCGUGUUUGUUGAAAUGCUCAGCUCGGGGCAGUGCCGGCCUGAUAACUUUACGUACCCUUUUGUUAUCAAGGCUUGCGGUGACUUGUUGUUGCUUAAUGUGGGGCUUGUAGUUCACGGGAAAACACUGAUGGCUGGGCUUGAUUUGGACACGUUUGUGCAGAACUCUUUGCUGGCAAUGUAUAUGAAUUGUGGUGAGAAGGAGGAGGCGAGACAGGUUUUCGAUGCAAUGUGGGAACGGAGCGUUGUGUCUUGGAAUACAAUGAUUAAUGGGUAUGUUCGGAAUGGGUGUGCAAAGGAGGCUAUGAUGGUUUUUAGUUGGAUGAUGGAUGUGGGUGUUGAGCCUGAUUGUGCCACCAUGGUUUCAGUGUUACCAGCUUGUGGUUACUUGAAGGAUUUGGUAUCGGGAAGAAAGGUUCACGCGUUAGUAGAAGAGAAGGGUUUGGGGAAGAAGAUAGCGGCGAAGAAUGCGUUGGUAGACAUGUAUGCUAAGUGUGGUAGUAUGGAUGAAGCACAAUUAGUUGUUGAUAAGAUGGGUGAGAGGGAUGUGGUCACAUGGACAACCAUGAUCAAUGGGUACAUUUUGAAUGGUGAUGCAAGAAGUGCUUUGGCACUUUGUCAGCUGAUGCAGUUUGAUGGGGUAAGACCCAAUUCAGUGAGUAUAGCUUCUCUUCUUUCGGCAUGUGGUAGUUUGUGUUCUCUGGAGUAUGGUAGGUGCUUCCACGGGUGGGCAAUAAGGCAAAGAGUUGAGUCUGAUGUUAUUGUGGAAACUGCAUUGAUUAACAUGUACGCAAAAUGCAAAAAAAUUUACCUCAGCCUUCGAGUGUUUGCUAAAACUACUAAAAAACGAACAGUCCCUUGGAAUGCAAUUCUUUCUGGGUGUGUUCACAAUGGGCUUGCAAGAGAAGCAAUAGAAUAUUUCAAACAAAUGCUAAUGGAAGCAUUACGACCCAAUGAUGCAACCUUGAAUAGUCUCCUUCCUGCAUAUUCUAUUCUUGCAGAUUUGCAGCAAGCAACAAACAUACACUGUUACCUAGUAAUAUCUGGGUUUCUUUCAAGCACCGAAGUUGCUACUGGUUUGAUAGAUAUAUACUCAAAAUGUGGAAGUUUAGAAUCUGCUCACAAAGUUUUUAGUGGAGUUCCUGAAAAGGAAAAGGACAUUAUCCUAUGGAGUGUAAUAAUAGCUUGUUACGGAGUUCAUGGUCAUGGUGAGAUUGCUGUUUCACUUUUCAAUCAGAUGGUUCAAUCUGGGGUGAAACCAAACGAAGUCACUUUCACCUCUGUUUUGCACGCAUGCAGCCAUGCUGGUUUGGUGGAUAAGGGUUUUAAUUUGUUCAAAUUCAUGCUUGAAAAUCACAAAAUGAGUCCUCGUCCAGAUCACUACACUUGCCUAGUCGAUCUUCUUGGUCGUGCUGGUCGACUGGAUGAAGCUUAUGAUCUAAUCAAGACAAUGCCAUUUAAGCCUAACUAUGCUGUUUGGGGUGCACUGCUUGGUGCUUGUGUGAUACAUGAGAAUGUUGAGCUAGGAAAAGUGGCUGCAAAGUGGCUUUUUGAGCUUGAACCAGAGAACACAGGAAAUUACAUAUUGAUGGCAAAAAUUUAUGCUACAGCAGGAAGGUGGAAAGAUGCCGAGAAUGUGAGACAUAUGAUGAAUGAGAUAGGAUUAAGAAAAACAGCUGCUCACAGUUUGGUUGAGGUCAGAAAUGUGUGAUAUGGGUACAGAUUUUUCGGUUUGAAUGGAUAAAAUAUCUCUGCUAUGACCUAUACCUAAGUAGAGGUUCCAAUCAAAAGCCAAGGUGCUUGCCCAAAUGGAAGUGUUUGAUUAUGAUGACUGAUUGAUACCCUUAAUUGGAAGAUUUUGUUUGAUUGACAGAAGGGAAUCUGUUUUAGAGACUAGGGAAUGCCUUCAUAUAUCACUGCAAUCUAACUUAUGUUGCAAUCAGUUCUAACCAGCGUUGCCAUCGUAUCAAUUACAGUUGGCAUGCAGGUUAAUUUUGUAAGUUUUUGACUGAAGAGGCAACUUCUUGGUCAAACAGAAUGUGCAACUGUCAUUAUUAUGCAUGGACCAGUUUGCCAUUCCAUUUAUCUGCAUUGUAUGGAUACUAUAGGUAGGCAUUUGUAUGUAUCAUGUUAGCCUGCUGGAGGAUCAGGUAUAUUGAAUUAUAUUACUCUUCAAGUGGGAUCGAACUGUAGAGUGAUGAGAAUGUUGGGGAUGAGAUCUCUCAUGACAGCGAGCAGUCUUCAUUAGAUCACAGGAUAUGUCUAUGUAAAAUGGAGUUUGAUAUGGUUCUUUAUAAAAAAAAAUUACUUUAGGCUUUGCAUGUUAA